CUGAAGCGGGAGUGGCGGUGUUUCUGGGAUUUCAUAUUUGCUCAGAAUGGACUUCCAGUCGGCCAUGGAAACUUUCGCAGAAGCCUGGGUCGCUGCGAACACACAAACUCCACUUACCGAAGCCGCUGAAGCUCAGAGCCUGACAAUAAAUUCUGGAGGCAACAGUACUGCACCUCCCACGGGGGGAGGUGGUACCACAACGGGGGGCGGAAGUGGAGGAGGGGGGGUGCCAGGCAGUGGUCCUGCGACGCCCCCCCUGCCACCCCACGGUUCCCCAGCAGAGGACCAAGACCGCAACAGCAGCAGCUGCGAAGCCCCAACCACGAGCCGGCCUUCAUCUUCCUUGGCUGGAAAGUCGUUACCUGUCCAUUGUGUCCUGGAACGAGUGCCCAGCCCACAAACGGAGAACCAACAGCCGUGCGUGGAAGUCGACUCCUACGCCAUCGUUCCCUGCGCGGCCCUCUUCAGCGACCUGGUUCGAACGGCGCUCAGCAAGUUAGGCUAUUCGCCCUGCGAGGCUACAUGUGCCAAAGGGGUGAUCCAGAUAAAGAACUGGAAGCCUCUGGCCUUUGAACAAAUCACGGAGCUCCCAGAAGCCACUGUAGGGGACAUCCUAGGGGACCUUCAAGGAGCUACUCUCAGGAUAAGACUGUACAGUCGACCCAAACGCAAUGUGGUGAACGAUGUGAAAGAGAAGCUGCUCCAGGUUCUGCUGGCUCAGUCGCACUCUUUGCUUGUCAGCUCUGGCUGUCCCAUUGACCAGCCAACGCUUGCAGCCCUGAGCAAGGGAAAGACUGAGUGGGAGAUCUCGGAAGAGACUCGAAAGAAGUUUGACCAGUGGUACCUGCACCAAGUGUUCCAACACUGCAGGCAGGUGGCAUUACUGCAGCACCAGUUGCAACAGCAGCAGCAACAGUUGCACAGCCAGCAGCAGCAGCAGCAGCAGCAUCAGCAACACUCCCCUCAACAGCCCAGGCUCUUACAGAUCUCCCUUUCCCCCGUGCCUGUCUCCCACGCCCCAAGUGCUCACCAGUUGGUCCCGGUGACAACAGCAAUCACAACACCGUCGUCUUCUUCAUCUCGGACUCGAAUUCGAACCUCGUUUGAUCCAGAACUAGAACUGCCCAAGCUGCACAGGUGGUUCGCUGAGAACCAGCACCCGUCGAGGCUCAUGAUACAGCAAUACGUGCGCGAGCUAAAUGCGCUGGACUCGCGGAGGGGACGCAAGCCACUCGACGUCAACAACGUUGUGUACUGGUUCAAGAACGCCCGGGCAGCUCACAAGAGGGCAGAGCUCAAAUUUGCUGCAGCUGCUUCCACUGUCAGUGCUGCACCAGCUGCGGGCAAUGGGAUUUUGCGUGGCCUCCCGCAUGGCUGGGACUGCAUGUUGGAUUCCACUCAAGACUCGGAAGACGGGAGCGGGUUUCGUCGGGUGAACGGCUUUGCGCAAGGGAACAAUGAUGCAAGUGGGAUGGAUGAGGAGUCCUGCGGAGAGUCGGGCAGUCCCGAAGCGACGUUGGACCUGUCGGUGAGAGGUCGGGAACGAAACGGGGAUUCUGUCAGCGUUAAGGAGGAACCGCCGGGCCCAGACUCCAGCAGUGAGAUGGAUGGGGAGGAGACAGCCAAUGAGAGCGAAGAGGAAGAAUGCACGGGAGCAGGUGGAGGGCGGCCAGAGGGAGGGGACGAAGAUGCUUUAGACAAAGAUGGAGGGUGUGGAACUCUGUCCGAUGAAAGGAGGAAGAGGAAUCGUACGUUCAUCGACCCGGUGACUGAAGUUCCGCGCCUAGAACAGUGGUUUUCCACCAAUACACAUCCAUCACACACGCAGAUCAUCCGGCACACGGAAGAGCUCAACUCAUUGCCUUACCGGCGACGGUUCCCUCGGUUGGAGCCAAGGAAUAUCCAGUUCUGGUUCAAGAACAGGAGGGCUAAGUGCAAACGACUAGCUGGGGGAACCAGGGGUCUGGGGGGAUCCCCCAAAGGGGCACAGGGGGACAAUCCUCCGUCCCUGUCGGAGUGACAGGGAGGACAGUUUCCCCCCCCCCGAGUGUGCGAGGUCCGACCGCUUCUAGGCUGUCUAGUCAGACGGGGGAUCAGGCUGAGGAUACCAAAGACCUACCUCAGAUAUUUUGCCUUUGCUUUCUUCUCCUCGGAAGGGAAUCAAAAAAGCCUCUCUCUCUUUCUUUCUUUCUCUCAGUCAUCGACUUGCAACGUCGCAAAACUGAAGGUUGCCGUGUCUCCAUUUCUUCAAGGGAUGUGUGUGUGUGCGUGUGUCUGUCCAUGUGCACAAAGAUUUCAAUCAUACUCACAUGGGCAACAUUUCACUUUUUUCUUUCUUUUUUUUUUUUUCAUUUUAGCUUUCAUGUACAAGAUGCCGCAGCACUCGCUCGACGAAUGGCGACAGAAGUACGGCGUGAGUUGCGUGUUUUUAAUUUUAGCGUAGGAAAGCCAUGGGCAGGUCAACAAAAAACAAUAAAAUACAAAACAAGUACUUACUAAUGCUGUUCUAUGUACACCAUAAGUACAUUAGCUUAUUUCUGUGAUUCAACUUCAAUAUUUAAACUGCCCCCGAAGUGAUGAGCACCGAAAUCUCGAAUGUACUGCCAUUCUCGAGAUGAGUGCAGCCACCGCAAACAGUUGGUCUCGCAUAAAACAUUGAGGUUCUCACUGCAUUUCUGUGGGGUAUCGUGCAUUACACCACACACUGGGUCAUUCCCGUUUUUAUGUUCCGGAACUUUUGUUGGGUGGUCAGGCACGUUCUGAAGACUUGCAUUUAUGUUUUGCCUGUGUUGUUAUGGUGGACUGGACAAUCACUUCCCAUUGUUGAUUAUGUAUUUACCACGGCCUGCUAGAUUAUAACGACCAUGCCAUAAUCGGCAACCCCUAUGACGAGCCCCUCCGCACGAUCCACUAGGGGCGCUACUCAUCGGCCCGCGAGAUCUGUGUCAUGAUUGGACAAGGACGCACAACUACCGUAGCAGAUGACAGCAACAGCUCUUAUGAAAACGAAUAGAAUGAUGAGGAUAAUAAACUUUAGAAAGAAGCACCUCUCUUGGGACAUCCACCGCUUGUACAAAAAUACUAAGGUAAGAUGAAGUACAAAGUAUUGCAGAAAUUGAGGAAGCAAUAACCGAGUCGAUAAGUAGCGCCACCGCUAGCUUCCAAAUGCAGCGCUGGGAAGGGUUGCCUAUAUGACAUGGUCAUCAUAAUCUAGUAGGUCAUGGUACUUACACAGCCAUUCUUGCUACUGCACAAGCACACAUGUGAGCAGUAUAUAGGAUGUGCACAGAUUUCUGUGCAGGUUCAAUCCUGUGUGCAUGCAGUCUCCUGCAAACUAUGCAAAUAACAAGCAAGACAUCGUCAUAAUAGGUCAGGUUCAUGUUACUGAUGCUCACAAUGCAAUAACAUAAUGGCCCUGAUUGCCAUCUCAACAGUUGUUAUCUACCAGGUGCUUGUACUGCUUUAAACUGAUUUCUUAAGGGAUUCUAUUUAUUAAGUUUUCAGUGAUGAGCAUUUUAUGUUAUAGUUACUAUGUAUCUUAUCACAGAGGUCAUCACCUGGAGAGCAUCCAAAUUUUGUACUUUUACACGCAAUUAUGUUUUAGCGAACACUUUCUUAGUAGCUAUUUAAUAUAGCUUCCAAUGACAUAGCAGCCAAUUGCUUUGCCUCUUAUUUGCUUGCACAUAUUUUGGAGUGAUGAAGGAUUUGAAGUUCUGGAAAUUUUGGAUGUUUUGCAUAAAUUUGAUUUCGGUACUGCGGAAUGGUGCAUGUGGCAGUGUCACAAACAGCUUUGGUUGCUUUAGUUUUAAAUGUAAAUAUUUGUUCAGUACUAUGACACAUUAUGUGUUGCUCAUGCUUGAGUACAUGGCAUACUGUAUGUGCAAAAGGUAUCUUCAAGUACCUUUCUAAAAGGUAAUUAUGAGGAAUCAUAAAUGUGCAACAGAAGUGCAAUUUUGUGCAUUCCAACAGUUUCCUUUCUCGCAAUACUAGAACAAUCUGCAAUACAAUGCAUAAUUUUCAUUCACAAUAAUUUAGGUUUCCUACUGGGCGAUUAGAUGCUUCAUUUUGCAUUAGCAUGACAUAUUCUAUGUAAUAUAACCCGAGUGAUGAAUGUAUCUUCACAAGAUUAUUUCUUUGGUGCAUACGAAAACCAUAAAAAAAACUGCUUCAUUGUAGUCCAUGGGUUUAUAGAGCACAGACAACUGUAAUCAACAUUAACGUUGUGUUUACUCCUCCCAGCUCUGGACUGCACAGUCGGUUUCCUAGUCAGCUUUGUGUUGCAUACUCUUACGUUUCGUUUGUCUUCGUAGCAAUAAGUACUACAAUAAUUCACUGUAGUACAUGGCCCCAUCGGCGGAAACUGGAGGGAGUUUUUAGUGAAACAUUGUCAUUAGGUACACAAGAUAAACAAAAACAAUGCUGCUUUUAAUGCCCUGUGUUGGAUAUGUAUAUAUGGUAAAAACAUAGCUUUAUUUGUUACCUGGUAUAAAAAUGUUUUGAUAUGGAUGGACACUGCAAUGCGAGACUGGAGGGACAAUCCCUACACCCACCUGCACCCUUAGAACUUCCAAGCAAUAUCCAAGGAGGCACUAUUUAAAAAUGUCCUACUUUUCGUCACUUGUUUCGUCCAUCUUUAUGUGUAAUCACCACUUACUUUGAGAAUAGUAUUUACAACACAUCUGCUCCUUGAAGUAAUAAGGCAACACAAUAAUUGUUAACGACGGAUGUACAAUACCAAUUUUUACUAACGCGUUGUGUUGUCUUUUUUUAAAUGUUAAAUCUCACUCCUACAUCCCGUUUUUCUCACGAACAAUUCAAAGCAAUAAAGUUUUGGGUCACAAAACACUGUAGGAGGGCUCAAUUUGUAGGUAGAAUGUGGCCAGAGAAAUAGCACUGAACUAAUGGGAGAUAGCAGUUGCUUUUAGUGGUGUGUAUGUGUGCGCGUGUAUACCGGUGAUUUUUAGAGUGUGCUCCGAGAUUUUCCGAGGCUCCCUCUUCUGCCUGUUGUGAUACUGCCGGGAAAUGCUGAGCGCUUGAACACCUCUCUGUCACACAGUGACACGGAGACUAGACUUGCUUGUGCAAUGUUGAAAAUAUACUCAUAGUUCUUGUUUCAAGCUUUCUUUAUGUCUCGAAUGCAUAUUUGUUUUCCUGUUUUGUUUGCAACAAUAAAACAGAUGUUCUUUCACUA
Molecule: messenger RNA, 5191 nt
Organism: Ornithodoros turicata
Lineage: Eukaryota; Metazoa; Arthropoda; Arachnida; Ixodida; Argasidae
Gene: dve
Product: homeobox protein dve-1-like
Exons: 6
Coding region: 47-2020 (657 amino acids)
Biological process (GO): chromatin remodeling; regulation of transcription by RNA polymerase II
Molecular function (GO): DNA-binding transcription factor activity, RNA polymerase II-specific; RNA polymerase II cis-regulatory region sequence-specific DNA binding
Source: RefSeq, a predicted model, not a curated record